AUGGCGGAGAGUCCUCGCAAGUGUCAGCAUCAACUUGGAAACUUGUUCUGUGAUCUCGGGGACAUCCUCAACAAAAAGCAAUAUCGCGAUGGAACAAACAUUCAAACUGAAACGACUGUCGACACAUCAUAUGUGACUGCAACACCUGGAACUCCUCUCAGCUUCUACACUCAGUGGGUGUGGUAUCGACAAGAGCGUGAUGGUACCUACCCUCCUUUCUACCCGGGAAGCCUGCAGUACACUCUGGAGGAGAAGUACCUCAAGGGACAACACAAGUACUACUUUGAGUUUGAAGACCUUCGCCUGAUGGUGGACACUCACAGCCUGCCCAUGACACAAACCAACCUACAUACACAGGGAGGUACACCUAUCUGUCGGCGGCCAGUCUUUGAACCUACUAAGAAAUCGGAAGUACCAAAAAUGUCAUCGUUGCUGUUGGCCGAGGUUCCGUCAGUCGUGCAUCAAGUACCUAAACACUGGUCUGCCGUGGACCACUUCCAGGACUUUGAGCUCGUGGAGUUGGAGGCAGCUGACCCAGAGUACAUCACCGUUCAGCGACAGUUCUUCUCGACGAUGAGCAUGACGGAGCAAAAGUUUGUACACGUGCUUCGUGUGCAGAAUCCGGGUCUGUGGGAUAAAUACUGCAGUGCCAGAAGAGCCAUGACCCCGCGAGGUCAAAAACCCGAAGAGGUGGACGAGCGUCAGUUGUUUCACGGAACGCCGACACUUCAGACGGCCAGGGGCAUCUGCGCCAACAGCUUCGACUUCCGCAGGUCUGGAGAAAAUGUUGGAGCUAUUCACGGCAAGGGAGCUUACUUCUCCACCACAGCCAAGUACAGUCACAGCUACACAAGUGCAGACACCACAGUCAGAGGCGACCCCCUGCGGUUCAUGUUUCUGGGAAGGAUCCUGGUGGGGCAGUACACUUUGGGUGAUCCUUCUUACACUAAGCCACCAGAGCGUGACCGACUGAAGAUGUACGAUUCAUGCGUGAAUGAUUUGUCCAAUCCAUCCAUCUUCGUCAUCUUUGACCUGGCACAGAGCUACCCGGAGUAUUUAAUUCAGUACACUGAUGUUUCAGGCAAAAAACAACAGUCACAGGUUCGCACCUCGGUAUCUGUUCCAUCCUUAUCCCAUAGUCAACCUUACCUCCAUCCUUCGUCUCCAAAAAGUUUAUUGAAAAAGACCACAGUGCAGCCAUCUACAGUGAAUUAUUAUAAGACCACGGGGAGUAGGGGUGCAUCCACUUCUUUCCGGGACUCUACUUUAGAGAAAGCCUUUUGGACUUCUUACAGAUCUUCAGACCACCAGUCUUCUGCCUUUUCAGCAGUGCAGCCAGUGUCACACCAGUCGACUAUGUCGCCACCAGUGCAGCCACGGUCAAGAUCACCGCAGUUCACUUCCGCGCAGUCUGUACCGGGAAGAACACCUCAGACACAAAUGUCAUCACCUAAUGGUCCUUCAGGUUUUUCACAUCUAUCAUUCAGCGAGGAUUCAACGUCUCCGGAGUUAGAUACAUUCACAAUUGUCUCCCUGCCUACGAGGCAAGAUCAAAGCUCAUUACCUGUUAGAAAGCCCAAGGACAAGGACAGGUGUGUCAUUGCUUGAGGUGUAACAGAGUGAGGAGAAGGUUUUCUCUACACACGUAAUCCGUAUUUUCAAGCGAGAUACGGGUGAACAUGAAGACUAUAUUGUCAUGCUCACUACUCUCGAGGUUACGAGAAGACCAGCGAGGUAACAGUUGAAGGUCUAAAGCAGACGAUCAUGUCCAUGAUUUUGCUUCUGCAAAAGGGAGUUGAUAUGAAUGCUAUCUUUUUUUGUCUUCUUGACAUCAUUUAGUUAGCUAAUGAGCUAAUGUGUACUGAUAUGGAAGCUUUGUCUAUAAUUGUGAUUUAUUCCAAGUUAUUGUGCGA
Messenger RNA from Pomacea canaliculata, 1913 nucleotides. Its product is annotated as poly [ADP-ribose] polymerase 11-like. The record is from RefSeq and is a predicted model, not a curated record. Gene Ontology annotation, molecular function: NAD+ poly-ADP-ribosyltransferase activity. Lineage: Eukaryota; Metazoa; Mollusca; Gastropoda; Architaenioglossa; Ampullariidae. Bases 1 to 1608 code for a protein of 535 amino acids. The transcript is spliced from 5 exons.